AACGUAAAACAAACUGGUAGCAUUCAGUCCAGAAGGCAGGUAACGCUCCGGAAGCGGAUGAGGUGUACCAGUCAGCUGGGCGCUCCGAAGCUUUCCAGAGACAGGCUGUUUCGUGCUUCUUUGCCUUUUCCUUCAAACCUGGCCCUAUGUUGGAGGGGUGCAGCGUGAGGGGGAUUUUUCGAUGUUGGGAAGUGGCAGGUCUGUGACAAGCAGGGAACAAGGCAACGACGGCGCAGCCUGGCCCCGGCUGACGGACGCUGGCGACUCAGAGAUGGACAGUAGCUGCCACAACGCGACUGCCAAAAUGUUAGCUACUGCUCCGGCCCGGGGCAACAUGAUGAGCACCUCCAAACCCUUGGCUUUCUCCAUCGAACGAAUCAUGGCGCGCACCCCAGAGCCCAAGGCCCUGCCCGUCCCCCACUUCCUUCAGGGAGCCGUGCCCAAGGGGGACCCCAAGCACUCUUUGCAUCUUAACUCGUCGAUCCCUUGCAUGAUCCCCUUCGUGCCUGUGGCGUACGAUACGAGCUCCAAGGCUGGAAUGACGGGCUCGGAGCCGCGGAAGGCGAGUCUGGAGGCUACGGCGGCAUCCGCGGCGGCGCCCGCAGCGCCCGCGUUCAGCUGCAGCGAUCUGCUCAACUGCGCGCUGAGUCUCAAGGGCGACCUGGCCCGGGACGCGCUGCCGCUGCAGCAGUACAAGCUGGUAAGGCCCCGUGUGGUCAACCAUUCUUCCUUCCACGCCAUGGGAGCCCUGUGCUACCUGAAUCGAGGUGACGGCCCCUGCCACCCGGCAGCCGGCGUUAACAUCCACCCGGUGGCCUCCUACUUCCUCAGUUCCCCUUUGCAUCCUCAGCCAAAAACGUAUUUAGCUGAAAGAAAUAAACUGGUGGUCCCGGCGGUGGAGAAGUACCCCUCGGGAGUAGCUUUCAAAGACUUGUCCCAGGCUCAACUGCAGCAUUAUAUGAAAGAAAGCGCCCAGCUUCUGUCGGAAAAAAUCGCGUUCAAAACCUCUGACUUCAGCCGAGGCUCUCCUAAUACCAAGCCCAAAGUUUUCACUUGCGAAGUGUGUGGAAAGGUGUUUAACGCACACUAUAACUUAACCCGUCACAUGCCAGUGCACACAGGAGCCAGACCCUUCGUUUGCAAAGUGUGUGGAAAGGGCUUCCGGCAAGCCAGCACCCUGUGCAGGCACAAGAUCAUUCAUACCCAGGAAAAACCUCACAAAUGUAACCAGUGUGGCAAAGCAUUUAAUAGAAGUUCCACUUUAAACACGCAUACCCGAAUACACGCAGGCUACAAACCGUUUGUGUGUGAAUUCUGUGGCAAAGGAUUUCAUCAAAAAGGGAAUUACAAAAACCACAAGUUGACCCACAGCGGGGAGAAGCAGUUCAAGUGCAGUAUCUGCAACAAGGCUUUCCACCAGGUUUACAACCUCACCUUCCACAUGCACACUCACAACGACAAGAAGCCGUUCACGUGCCCCACGUGUGGCAAAGGCUUCUGCAGGAACUUUGACCUCAAGAAGCACGUCCGCAAGCUACACGACAGCAGCCUGGGGCUGGCCCGCACGUCCGCUGGGGAGCCCGGCACGGACCCGUCGCCCCCUCUACAGCAGAUGCCGCCUGCCACCCUGCCGCCGCUGCCGCCGCCGCUGCCGCCCCCUGGUCCCCUGCAGCCCGGGCUCCACCCGGCCCACCAGUGAUCAAGGCCAAAGUCCCUUCCCAGCCUCAUUCGGGCCCCACUACCGAGGCAGCGGGGGAAUAGAGCUGGUUCUGCAGACCCAAGCUCGUCUGCAGACCCCAGGGCGUGUUGGGCCCCACGUUAGCGCCUACCAGAAGCCUCUGCAUUUCCCCCGCCUUUAGCCUCUUGCAUGCACCUGCUAAAUGGUUCUGUGUAUUAUAUCCUAUAUACGCACUAACGAUUAUGAGAAAAUUGGGGGUUUUGUUUUCUGAUUUUUUUUUAAACAAAAUUCUGCUGUAUUUAUUGAGAUCUGUAUUAUCCUACCCGGGAAUGCUGCACCAUUUUAAUUUUAUUAUUGUAUAUAUUUCCAUUGUGUUAUUCUGCGGUCUCAAGAUGCCUGCCGAUUGUUUAUCAUUUCCUCUUUCCCUGAGGUAACAAGACACUGUGUGUAUGUUAUAUAUACACGCAUAGAUGUGUGUGCCUGUAAAGGCACAUUUCACAGUCGUGAGCGCGCGCACACACACACACACACACACUAGAAAAAGGUGGUUCAUUAUGGAUGAAUUUGAAUUUUGGUUUUGAUUCUUGCACGUGAAAAUUGAUUCAUUGACUGUUGGAAAUAAAUACUUGGAACAUGCUUAUUUAAUCAACAAA
Acinonyx jubatus (cheetah) is the source of this 2331-nucleotide messenger RNA. RefSeq names its product FEZ family zinc finger 1 (gene FEZF1). Bases 182 to 1699 code for a protein of 505 amino acids. The transcript has 5 exons. The record is from RefSeq and is a predicted model, not a curated record. Lineage: Eukaryota; Metazoa; Chordata; Mammalia; Carnivora; Felidae.